UACGCCACACCCUGUAUGUAAAGGAAAUCAUUCAAUAAUUAUAUAAAUAUGCAUGUACCUUUUCUGACAAGAGUUUAGAAAGAAAAACUAUAUAAAAUCAACAAUAAGAAUUGCUUAAUUAAUUAUCUCUAAGUAAUUUUGGUAGUUGCCCACACAAGCAGACGCUGGACGUCAGAAAAUUUACAGAACUUGACUACUACGACAGUUAAUUGAUUUUUGUGACAGCGGACUUGAUUCAAUUUGUGCCCAAUUCCAAAAAACUUGUUUAUUUGCUGAUUUCCAUUAAAGAAAAAGAUAAACACUGGUUAUUCGUUUCAAAAUGGACAAGCCAACGAUUGCUGAUAAUCCGCAGUUAAUUUUUCAAGAAAUUAACAAGCUCGUCGAAGCAUUGGACGACCACCAACAACAACGUGUGAAAUUGAAGAUGUCUAUGGACCAAAAGCACAUUUAUUAUGAAGACUUACAGCAGCAGGAGAAAACAUUGAAAUCGAAUAAUGCUUCGAAGGACACUUCUUUGACAAUGACUAAAGACCGGCAACGUGCUGCUACUGAGAAAAAUUCAUAUUACAGGAAAAUUAUCGAUGAAAUAUGUGAAUCGGUUAAUGCUGCUUACGAAAAUAUUUACGAAAUUAGCGAAAACCUAAACAACAACCAAGAAAAAUUACAGUCUAUGGGAAAAAAUGCGAAUAACAACGUAAGUCGUUCAGACAAGAAAAUUGGUGAACUCGUUACCAUCUUUAAUCAGUUGAAAGAUAAACGCAAAAAGGGCUUAGAAGAGUUAGAAAUUCAAAUGACAGAUAUUGGAAAAGAAAACACAGAACUAAACCAUAAGAAUACAGAAUAUGAAAAUAUUCUUCUAAGUUAUGCGGAUAAUGACGAGGAUCUUUCAGAACUUAUUGAAAAAGAAUUAACCGAACUUCAAGGCAAAUUAAGCACUUUACAUGACGAGUAUAGCGCGAUUACAGAAGAGGCCCGCACAAUUGAUACUUGUAAUGAAGAGGUUGCGGACAAAUAUCAGGAGUCUAUAUUUUCUGAGUUGGAAUCGCAAUUAUCAAAUAUAAUAUUGGAUGUUGCGCAACUUUGCCAAAACAAAGACCACCAGAAAACUGUUGAACAUAAAUUAACCACUUUCGUUCAAACCCUGGAAGAUAGCGAGAGCACAUUAAAUGCAGGACUGAACGAUACCGUUAAUAUUUGGACGGAAGUAUUGCAAAACGAUUACAUGCGCAGACAUUUAAAACUUCGCCAAGAAAUUGAAGAAAUUCGAGCUUAUAUAGGAAAUCAUUUCAAACCUAGUGUUGGAGAGAAAACCUACUUAAACAGUCUAGAAUCACUCGAAGAAUUAGAUGAGAACAUCUCAAAUACAACAACAGACGUGACACAGUUAUCAACAGAACUGAAUAAGAUAGAACAUUUAUUGGAUUCACUGAAGAACUCAGAUGAUCUUUCACAAAAGAUUCAAACUGUAACCAAUCGCAUUGAUCAACUGUAUAAUGAAAAAGCCGCGAUUCAAAUCAGCGUCAAUGCUACUAGUGACGAGAUACAAAAAGCGACUGAGCAGCUGCCAGAGAAAGCAGAUAAAGGGGAAUUGGCUAUACUAACUUUCGAAAAUACUUCUUUGCUAGAAGUGAAAGUGCUAAACAAACAGCAUGCUGAGAUGCAGGAAAUUCGUAUCAAGUUAGAUGAUGAAUUGAAGGCAUUGGAAAAUCAAUUAAAAGAAUUAGAAGCGUCUAUAAAUGCCCGCAAACAGGAAGCCGAACUUGUGUCGCAGAGAAGGAAAGAUAUAGAUAGUCUGAUACGAUCCCAGCAGACUAGUGCAGCUCCAACUGUACAAAUGCACACAAAGAAGACUGCUGCACAUCAUGAUUUUACUCGUCCAAAGACGCCUGAAUCCUCGACUAAAAAACGGAAAACAGCGCAAAGUGCAAACAUAAAAAAGAAUUGGGAUAGUGACAGUAGUAUGGAAGAAGAAAUAGUGAACCUCAGUGACCUUUUGAAGGCAAAGCAGAGAAAGCGAAGAACCACUGAAAAGUAACGGGAGGAAUGUUCAACGUUAAUAGAAAAAAUAUUGUUAAAUCAAGUUCAACAGCACUUUCUUGUUUUCACGUUGAAGCACACUUAUUUUCAUUCAGUUACCCAGAAAUCUGUUUAUUACCUACCAAAUAAUGUUAUAAGUGCUGAUAGAAAGAUAAUUAAAAAUAUAGAACAAAACUCUAUGUUCAAUUAAAAUAGUUAACGAAUGUUGGAUUACAUUGGCAAGACACUAAUAAAUAUAUGCAGAAUACUUUCUGAAACGGUA
This is a messenger RNA of Dendroctonus ponderosae (mountain pine beetle), 2299 nucleotides long. RefSeq names its product protein MLP2. The coding region runs from base 320 to 2035 and encodes 571 amino acids. The record is from RefSeq and is a predicted model, not a curated record. The transcript has 6 exons. NCBI's taxonomy places the organism in Eukaryota, Metazoa, Arthropoda, Insecta, Coleoptera, Curculionidae.